AUGUCAAGCGACGAGGAACCAUCGACAUCUUCGACUACAAAAACGUCGACACAUGCAAAUGGGAAUUCUGGAGAUAAAAGGGCGUUUUCGACGCUCGAGCUGAGCGGGCCAACUGCUAAGGGACUAGAGGCCAUGGGCUUUACGACCAUGACGGAGAUUCAGGAGAAGACGAUUCCGCAUCUACUUGCUGGAAAAGAUGUUCUCGGGGCUGCAAAGACGGGUUCAGGCAAGACACUGGCGUUUUUGAUUCCGAGUGUAGAGCUCCUUUGCCGGCUGAAAUUCAAGCCACGCAACGGGACGGGAAUUAUUGUCGUUUCGCCGACUCGCGAGCUUGCGCUGCAAAUCUUUGGCGUUGCAAAGGAGCUGAUGGAACAUCAUUCUCAGACUUUGGGGAUCGUUAUGGGAGGUGCAAAUCGCAAAGCCGAGGUGGAUAAGCUCGUCAAGGGUGUCAAUCUCUUGAUAGCCACCCCUGGUCGAUUACUCGACCAUCUGGAGAACACUCCAGGUUUUGUGUUUAAGAAUCUGCGAGCAUUAGUAAUUGACGAAGCGGAUCGCAUAUUGGAAGUCGGGUUUGAGGAGGAAAUGAAAAAGAUUAUCAAGAUAUUGCCUAACGAGAACCGACAAUCGAUGCUGUUUUCUGCUACGCAGACGACCAAGGUUGCGGAUCUGGCACGGAUAUCCCUUCGUCCUGGACCGACGUAUAUCAACGUCGACUCUGCCAAGGACACGAGCACGGUCACUACACUCUCUCAAGGCUACGUCGUUUGCCCGUCGGACAGGCGUUUCCUUCUCCUCUUCACCUUUCUCCGCAAAAACUUGAAGAAGAAAGUCGUGGUCUUCUUCAGCAGUUGCAACUCUGUCAAGUAUCACUCAGAACUUCUUAACUAUAUCGACGUUCCUGUCAUGGAUCUACAUGGAAAACAAAAACAACAGAAACGGACCAACACGUUCUUCGAGUUUUGCAAUGCGAAACAAGGGAUAUUAUUAUGUACUGACGUUGCCGCACGAGGGUUGGAUAUCCCAGAGGUCGAUUGGAUAGUCCAGUUUGACCCGCCAGACGAUCCUAGGGACUAUAUUCAUCGUGUUGGUCGAACAGCACGCGCAGGCAAGACGGGAAAGAGUCUAUUGUUCCUGCUGGAAUCGGAGCUCGGCUUCUUGAGAUAUCUCAAGGAGGCCAAGGUGCCAUUGAACGAGUACAACUUUCCGAGCGAAAAGAUUGCCAACGUUCAGACUCAGCUUGAGAAGUUGUUGCAGAAGAAUUACUAUCUACAUCGUUCCGCAACAGAUGGAUACCGAUCAUACCUCCAAGCCUAUGCGUCUUACUCUCUCAAAAGUAUCUUUGACGUGAACAAGCUAGACUUGGUUAAAGUCGGCAAGUCGUUUGGGUUCACCGUACCCCCACGGGUCAAUGUUACCGUUGGAUCUGCUGGUGGUGAAUCCAACGCUGCUCACUCGAAGAAGCGGCGCAGAGCAGAUGUGGAAGCUGAAGAUGUGGAGAUGGAGGACGCGACUGCAGAGGCAGCCAGCCAUGAGCACCGGUCGCGACCGAAUAAGGAGAGGAGGAUCGAGCAGAUGGGGAAUAAGCGAGUGCAGAAAGAGGUGUAUAAAGUUACCAAGGAUCGACAACGACAACAACAGCAAGCCCACGCGGCUGGUGACCGACGGCAGUGGAGUCGAUGA
Serendipita indica DSM 11827 is the source of this 1680-nucleotide messenger RNA. NCBI's taxonomy places the organism in Eukaryota, Fungi, Basidiomycota, Agaricomycetes, Sebacinales, Serendipitaceae. The record is from the annotation of a GenBank genome assembly.